Ectocarpus siliculosus is the source of this 1373-nucleotide messenger RNA. The record is from the annotation of a GenBank genome assembly. Lineage: Eukaryota; Phaeophyceae; Ectocarpales; Ectocarpaceae.
GUUAGCAUUAUCGAGAGAUAAAAAGAGUGCAACCUGCUGGACAAACGAUGAUCAUCCGAGUACGGACGCAUGCAGGGGUUUGGCGGGUGAACGACGUGGCGCCGGACACGACGAUCAAGGAGCUGAGGCAGAGGCUGAGCACGGAGCACAACGCCAACCUGUCGGACGACACUCGGCAACCCUUGACGCUAAAGCCGAACCCCCGGGGGGACCAGGAUACGCUGGCCCUGGAGUCGACGCUGCAGUCGCUGGGACUAGGGCACGGAGACAUGAUCCACCUCAACCUCGAUGAAAGCAUACGGGAUAUGGCGCACGAGGAGGCCGGAGGGCCGAAGCGAAUCAACAAGGACGGCACCAUCGAGCAGCAGUCGUUCGACGAGAUCUCCAACAAGACGGGCUUCCGACCAGGAAUGAUGAGCCUCAGAAGCAUGAAGAUGAAGUGGACCCUGGCGGACUUCACGGAGAUGAACGACCAGUUCACCUUCCGCCUCAAGAAGCCCGAGAAGGGUGUGUGCACCAAGGUCAGCCUCGACUCGGCGGCCUGCAACAGCUUCCAGUCCUUCGUCAGACAGUUCGGCUUCCACCGAGCGAGGAUGGGUUAUCUCUACGGGCACUUCACGGACGACGACACCAAGGUCCGUGUGGAAUGCGUGUACGAGCCCCCACAGGAGAAUUACCCGGAGGGGUUCCAGGUGUCGGAGGACCCAAAGGCCGACACGGUGGAGGCGUUGGCGGGACUGUUGGGUCUCAAGAGGGUGGGGUGGAUUUUCGCGCACCCCCCAAGGGAAGAGGGCUUCCUGUUCAGCUCCGCGGAAGUGGUCACGGCGGCCACGCUGCAGCUAGAGGCGGCGGACGGGGUCAACGACACCCCCUUUGUCACCGUCAAGGUCACGGCGGAGGAGGACGGUAGCGCACAUUUCGACGCCUUCCAGGUGUCUAAGCAGUGCAUGGAGAUGGUGGCCGAGGGGGCGUUGGAAGUCGGCGAGAAUCCUGGGCACUGCAUGGUGCCGAAGACGUUCACGGCGAUCGUUGAGAUGAAGGAAGCGAAAGAGGUGGACACGACGAUGUUUCUGAACACGGUCCCGAUCGAGCAGCACGAGAGCGCCAAGUUCCUGCACGACUUCCCCCGCGCCAACCGCGACGGCGUCAUGCAGACGUGGGACGACGUCAAGCGGCAGCUGGGGAGGGCCGGCGGGCAGGGGUUCACCUACAUGGACGUCCUGUCGGACUUCCACCUCCUCCUGUUCCUCACGGCAUUUUUGGACAUGCAAACCGACAUGCCAAAGAUUUGCGAUUCCGUCGUGGACAGAGAGAAGCCGCUAGACGACGGUUUCAAGUUCUUGAUCAACAACUUUGCCGGACUAGACGCGUGA